Molecule: messenger RNA, 2542 nt
Organism: Otolemur garnettii (small-eared galago)
Lineage: Eukaryota; Metazoa; Chordata; Mammalia; Primates; Galagidae
Gene: DENND6A
Product: DENN domain containing 6A
Exons: 20
Coding region: 65-1891 (608 amino acids)
Cellular component (GO): recycling endosome
Molecular function (GO): guanyl-nucleotide exchange factor activity
Source: RefSeq, a predicted model, not a curated record
GAGCCGAGGGCGCUCUGCGGCGCGGUCCGCGGUAGAGGCGGCGCGAACAGCAAGGGGGCGGCGGAUGGCUCUGCGGGGCCCAGUGGGCUUGGGGCCCGGCUCUCGAAGGCUGUUGGACGAGGCGGUGGCGGCUUCAGAAGUGCGCGAGGCGCCGGCCCUUGUGGCGCCGGGAGCCGUGCCGGAGGACGAUGAAGAGGACGAUAGCCGCGGCCGGGGCCUGCUGCGCUGGGACGGCUUUUCGGCCUGGCUGCACUGCGUGUGUGUGGUGGGCUUCGACCUGGAGCUGGGCCAGGCCGUGGAGGUAAUUUAUCCUCAACAUUCCAAACUUACUGACAAAGAAAAAACCAAUAUUUGCUAUUUGUCUUUUCCAGAUUCAAAUUCAGGUUGUCUUGGAGAUACCCAGUUUUGUUUUAGAUUUCGACAAUCUUCUGGGAGGAGGGUGUCACUGCAUUGUCUUCUGGAUCAAUUUGACAAAGAUUUGCCAGUUUACUUAAAGAAGGAUCCUGCUUAUUUUUAUGGAUAUGUCUAUUUCCGACAAGUUCGAGAUAAAACUCUAAAAAGAGGCUACUUUCAGAAGUCGUUGGUUUUGAUCAGCAAACUACCUUAUAUUCAUUUUUUUCACACUGUGCUCAAACAAAUAGCACCAGAGUAUUUCGAAAAGAGUGAACCUUAUUUGGAAGCAGUUUGUAAUGACGUUGAUCGAUGGCCUGCUCCAGUGCCAGGGAAAACAUUACACCUGCCUAUUAUGGGGGUGGUAAUGAAGGUACGGAUUCCCACAUAUCAUGACAAGCCUGGAACAACACAAAUAGUGCAGUUAACUCCGCAGGCAGACACACAUAUAUCUGUUAUUUUACCUACUGUUCAUGAGGUGGAUCUUUUCAGGUGUUUCUGCCCAGUUUUCCUUCAUAGUCAGAUGCUUUGGGAGCUGGUACUGUUGGGGGAACCCCUUGUAGUUAUGGCACCCUCACCAUCGGAGUCUUCAGAGACUGUAUUGGCACUUGUUAACUGUAUUUCUCCAUUAAAGUACUUCAGUGAUUUCCGACCUUAUUUCACUAUUCAUGAUAGUGAAUUCAAAGAAUAUACUACCCGUACUCAAGCUCCGCCUUCAGUCAUAUUAGGAGUAACCAAUCCUUUUUUUGCUAAAACACUCCAGCACUGGCCACACAUUAUUCGAAUAGGAGACCUUAAACCUGCAGGUGAAAUUCCCAAGCAGGUUAAAGUGAAAAAAUUGAAGAACCUAAAGACUCUGGAUUCUAAACCUGGAGUUUAUACCUCUUAUAAGCCAUAUCUGAAUAGAGAUGAAGAGAUCAUAAAACAAUUACAGAGGGGUGUACAACAGAAACGUCCUUCUGAGGCUCAAAGUGUUAUUCUCCGUAGGUACUUUUUGGAACUGACACAAAGUUUCAUCAUUCCAUUAGAAAGAUAUGUGGCAAGCUUGAUGCCUUUGCAGAAAAGUAUUUCUCCAUGGAAGAGUCCACCCCAAUUAAGACAAUUUCUUCCAGAAGAAUUUAUGAAAACACUUGAGAAAACAGGACCUCAGCUAACCUCUAGAAUAAAAGGCGAUUGGAUUGGACUUUACCGGCAUUUCCUAAAGUCUCCAAAUUUUGAUGGCUGGUUUAAGGCUCGUCGGAAGGAAAUGACCCAAAAAUUGGAGGCACUUCAUCUGGAAGCUCUUUGUGAAGAGGACUUACUUCUUUGGAUCCAGAAACAUACAGAAGUAGAAACAGUAGACCUUGUAUUGAAGCUGAAAAAUAAGCUGUUACAGGCGGAUCGAGAAUGUUUACCUGUGAAACCUGACACUGUGGAAAAAUUACGGACACAUAUAGAUGCAAUUAUCUUGGCAUUGCCAGAAGACCUUCAAGGCAUACUGCUCAAAACGGGCAUGACAUGAUAUUUGCCAGGAUUUCCCAGCCAAAAAGGACUGUGCACCGUGAAGCAUAUUGACAUUUCAACCAGACGCACAGAGGUGGUCUCUCCGUGACAGAGGGGUAGAAAAUAGCUGUGAAUGCUAGCUACAGGGUGGAAAGACUGUAUUGUAUAAACAAACCUUUUUAGUGCAUUAUUUUUAAAAAUGGCUAUCUGUGGUGGUUCCACUUUAAUACUGAAACACUGAAAGGCAUUUUUGUAUUUUUAAUCAUGUUCUAAAGUGCUCUUACGAGAGACAUGUGGGGCCAUCAGUAUUAGCGAUUUCAUACUGCAGUGCUGGCAUUGCAGAUAUUUUUUUAAAAUGGUGCUGCUUUGCCCAAUCAUGUUAAAACUCAGGGGGAUAUAAAAAUAACAUUCACACUGGCUAUUGUUCUUAAGGAGGAAAAGACUGAAGUGUCCAACUAUAGUUAGAAGUAAUUGAUGCUUAUGUAGUGCCUUCUGUUGUCCUAUGUGUUUCACAAAGUCCAGCCGCUAGUCUUAAAGCUUUUCUUAGCUUGAUUAUGAUAUGUAGUUUUAAAAGGCAUUCUGUCAAGUGAUCAUUGCUUAAAAAUGCUUCUUGAUGUUCAUUGUGUAUAUAAUUAUUAGUAGGCAUGGUAGGUUUUUUUCUUCAGUUGUC